GGCGUGUCUAUAUAAACUCCCAAGGUCGCCGCUACGUAACGACCAUAUUCUUCUUCUCCUUAUUACUCUCUCUCACCUCACCAACAGAUAAAAUCCCAGUUUUUAGAUUAUUUUCUUACCAAGAUGAAGCUAGUGGAGAAGAAGACGACAACUGAGGAGCAAGGAGAAGAUGUUGUCUGCCGCACGAUCGAGGUUGUUGAGAGAAACGUGUUCCAGCAGGCUCAAUUCGAUGAAGCUGACGAUGCGGUUGUAUCCGUUGAGGAGCUUAACCUAAUUCCACCGCUCAACUUCUCAAUGGUGGAUAACGGAAUAUUCCGGUCUGGAUUCCCUGAUCCUGCUAACUUCUCGUUUCUCCAGACUCUGGGACUCCGCUCAAUCAUUUAUCUGUGUCCGGAGCCGUACCCGGAGAGUAACAUCCAGUUCCUCAAAUCCAAUGGAAUUACUCUUUUCCAGUUUGGCAUUGAAGGCAACAAGGAACCAUUUGUGAUCAUUCCAGACCAGAAAAUCCGUAAGGCACUCAACGUCCUUCUAGAUGAGAAAAACCACCCGGUUCUGAUUCAUUGCAAGCGAGGCAAGCAUCGGACUGGUUGUCUUGUGGGGUGCUUGAGGAAACUUCAGAAAUGGUGUUUGACAUCGAUAUUUGAUGAGUACCAGCGAUUUGCAGCAGCAAAAGCUAGAGUUUCAGAUCAAAGGUUCAUGGAGAUAUUCGACGUCUCCAGCUUCAGUCACAUUCCUAUGACUUUCUCUUGUUCCAGCAGGUAAAACAGAGAACCUAUCGUCUCCUCAACACAAAGAAGAAAGCCAACAAAAAAAAAUAUGAAGAGAUUAUUCUAAUCACAUAAGUGUUCCAGAGGAAUCAUUCGUCUGUUUCUUUCCCUUUCUCUGGAAUCAAUAAUUUAUAUUUCAAGAAAAAAUAAUUUCUGAUAAUGAUUUUACCCUUUUUCUGCUCAUUGUAACCCCAUUUAGGUAGAUAAAAAUACGUAUACUAAUACGUAUAUAUGUAUACGGAUAAAAUAUAUAGGAGUCUGUUUUGAAUAUAGCUCUUUUUGGGUAUCAA
Molecule: messenger RNA, 1057 nt
Organism: Raphanus sativus (radish)
Lineage: Eukaryota; Viridiplantae; Streptophyta; Magnoliopsida; Brassicales; Brassicaceae
Product: tyrosine-protein phosphatase DSP1
Exons: 5
Coding region: 124-762 (212 amino acids)
Biological process (GO): protein dephosphorylation
Cellular component (GO): cytoplasm
Molecular function (GO): phosphatase activity
Source: RefSeq, a predicted model, not a curated record